This is a messenger RNA of Culicoides brevitarsis, 1721 nucleotides long. Its product is annotated as PHAF1 protein CG7083. The record is from RefSeq and is a predicted model, not a curated record. The coding region runs from base 83 to 1411 and encodes 442 amino acids. The transcript has a single exon. Gene Ontology annotation, biological process: Golgi to plasma membrane protein transport. NCBI's taxonomy places the organism in Eukaryota, Metazoa, Arthropoda, Insecta, Diptera, Ceratopogonidae. Gene Ontology annotation, cellular component: trans-Golgi network.
UAACAACAAAGAGUGGCGUAAUUGUUUUGGAAUUCACAAAAAUUGUAAAUUAUUAGCAAGUGCAACAAAAAUUUUAGUAAAAAUGUUGGAAUUAGAAGUGAUACCUGAACGAUCUCUCGGCUGCGACAACUGGGAGUUUGCAUUAGGCAUGCACUUUUCGCAGGCAGUAACGAUAAUCCAGAGUCUCGUAGGCACAAUAAAGGGCGUUCAAGUUCACUAUUCGUCGGAAAAUCCCUUGGGCGUCGACUUGAUAAUCAACAUGCCUCUCGACGGAAUUCGCUUAAUUUUCGAUCCUGUCGUCCAAAGACUCAAAAUCAUCGAAGUGUUCAACAUGAAGUUGGUAAAGCUGAAAUAUUGCGGAUUGGAGUUCAAUUCGCCAGCAGUUGCUCCGAGCAUCGAACAGAUCGAACAUUCGUUCGGGGCAACGCAUCCGGGAAUUUAUGACAGUGCGAAACAGGUUUUUGUCCUGCAUUUCCGGGGAUUGAGUUUUUAUUUUCCUGUCGAUAGUAAACCACAGCCUGGAUACGCCCACGGAUUGGGUUCGUUACAUUUUGACAGCGGAAAGUCGCCCGUUGUCGCGAAAAUGGCGAUUUUUAGUGGCGCGAAUAUCGCAGAGAGCAAACCGCCGGCACUGCCCUUGCAAUGUUAUCAUUCGCAAAUUUAUCUGGAGUCAGCGACGGUUUUGCGAACGAAUUACGGAACGCGAGGCUUGAGACUGAAUUUGUACACGGAAGGCACGGUUCGCACGUUGGAACAAAAAAAGCAGUGUUUCACGCGCGAAAUUUACUUUGGCGACACAUGUCAAGAUGUCACUUCGAGUAUCGGGUCCCCGUCACGGGUCUUCUACAAAAGCGAAGAUAAGAUGCGAAUUCAUUCCCCGAGCGCCCAACGAGCGGGCCAGCCCAAACGCAGCGACUUUUUCUUCAAUUAUUUCACGCUCGGCAUCGAUGUGCUGUUCGACGCGAACUCGCAACGCGUCAAAAAAUUCAUUCUUCACACAAACUAUCCCGGGCACUACAACUUUAACAUGUACCAUCGUUGCGAAUUUCAACUGCAACUCGCUCCCGACAAAAUUGCCGAAGACCAACCCAUCAACAGCAUGGUCAGCGUCACCGCUUACAGCAAAUGGGACUCCAUUAGUAAUCGUUUGACGCCUGCUGAACGUCCUGUGGUCCUCCAUCGCGCCGGAAGCACCAACACUGCCAAUCCCUUCGGCUCGACCUUCUGCUACGGCUACCAAGACAUCAUUUUCGAGGUCAUGCCAAACAACUACAUUGCCUCCCUGACCAUUUACAACAACAAUGCGGGCGCCAACAUGUACGAACUCAUGAGCAUGAACAGCAAAAGUUAUCGGAAACAGGCCAAUAGUGUCGCCAACAACAUCGAAAUUGACACCAAAAUCUCCUUGUAAGCCUAAAAACACGCAAAAAAAAAAUGACAGAAUCUUUCUUUCGUCAAAAUAUUUUUCGAAAAAAAAGUUAAUGACCUUGAAUAGUUUCAACUUUAUUUUCUUAUCAAAUCAACAACCGACCACGUAAAAAUAUGUAGGAAUGUAACGAAAACAACAACAACAACAACACGGUGAUACGCAAUAAAAUAAUAUUUAUUUGCUAGAUGAUGACACUUCUUCAGUAGUAACAGUUUUUUGAAUUAUAUUUUACAAAGAAAGCUUCGUAUCUGCACGACCUUUGAUAGUAUUUAUUUAUAAAUGAAUGCAAAUA